Messenger RNA from Pocillopora verrucosa, 411 nucleotides. The record is from RefSeq and is a predicted model, not a curated record. Lineage: Eukaryota; Metazoa; Cnidaria; Anthozoa; Scleractinia; Pocilloporidae.
AUGCAGGAACCCGAAUACAGUGAACCUCGGCCGUUUGUCAGGCACUUCGACGCUACAGUGUGCAAUCUGUUUCCAGAUGUCGACAAGAAAAGUUUUAAAGUUCUUGACGUGGCGGCUGGAACAGGACUGUUGGGUUUAGAAUUAAACAAACUUGGAUAUACUUAUAUUGACGCCCUUGACAUGUCACAAGAAAUGCUAACCCGAGCUAAAAACAAGAAAGUUUACACCAAACUCAUCUGCGCUGCCGUAAAUGAUCAGCAGAUAAACGGUAUCGAGACCGCGAAGUAUGAUGCAUUGACAUGCAGCUCUGCAGUAUGUGCUGGGCAAGUUCAACCCAGUGCUUUUAGCGAGAUGCUAAUGAUGGUGAAGCCUGGUGGCUUAUUGUGCUUCAAUCUAAGCUUCACCGGCUGA